ACUGUUGUAGGAACCAACUCGAUCGAAGAUCAAAACAAACCCCAAUUAGCAUAGACCCAUUAUAUUUUUGUGGGUAUAAAAACCUGAAACACCCCUCGGUGUGCCAACAGAUUUGGCACAAACAUGAAGCUCUUCCUCAUUGCUGUGGCCCUUGUGGGCCUGGUGGCCGCCGAUGUCAGUCACCUCAAGCUGGGCCAGGCCGCCGAUGGCGGCUACGGCUUCUCGACUUCCUCCUCAUCCUCAUCCUCGUCGUACUCCUCGGGCUCUGUGGUUCCUGGAGGCGAUUCCAGCUCCUACCAGCCCGCCGAAUACACUCCCGCUCACCUGAAGGCUUCUGUGGCCUAUGGAGCUUCUGUGGCUUCUGGAUCUUCCGAGGCUGCUGAGGUCGUUCCUGGAGGCGAUUCCAGCUCCUACCAGCCCGCUGAGUACACUCCCGCUCACCUGAAGGCUUCCUAUGGAGCUUCUGGAUCUUCCGAGGCUGCAGAGGUUGUUCCUGGUGGAGAUUCCAGCUCCUAUCAACCCGCUGAAUACACCCCCGCUCAUCUGAAGGCUUCCUACGGAGCAUCUGGAUCCUCUGAGGCCUCCGCAGUGGCCCCUGGAAGCGACUCGAGCUCCUACCAGCCCGCUGAAUACACCCCAGCUCAUCUAAAGGCUUCCUAUGGAGCUUCUGUGGCGUCUGGAUCUUCCGAGGCUACUGAGGUUGUUCCCGGAGGAGAUUCCAGCUCCUAUCAACCCGCUGAAUACACCCCCGCUCACCUGAAGGCUUCCUAUGGAGCUUCUGGAGCGUCUGAGGCCUCCGAGGUUGUUCCUGGAGGAGACUCCAGCUCCUACCAGCCGGAAGAGUACACUCCCGCCUAUCUGAAGACUUCAGUUCCAGCUCCCAUUGGCGCUGAUACCGUUGCUCCGGUUCCUGCCGCCAUUGGAGCCGACACUUACACCCCCGAGAAGUUCAUUUCCAAAUCCGAUCGUCAGGCCCACUACAAGUACAUCCAAGAGCAGCAGCAGGUCGUCGUUCCUGGCGGAGAUUCCAGCUCCUACCAGCCCGCUGAAUACACUCCUGCUCACUUAAAGACUGCCUCCGUCGCUUAUGGAGCUUCUGUGGUUUCUGGAGCCUCUCAAGCUGCCGAGGUCGUUCCUGGCGGAGAUUCCAGCUCCUACCAGCCCGCUGAGUACACUCCCGCCCACCUCAAGUCCUCCGCCGUGGUGCAGAGCUCCUCCUUCGUGCAGGCCGCUCCCCAGGCCAGUCUGAUCCCAGCCUACGUCCAGGGCCAGGUGGUGUCCGCCAUCAGCAAGCAGCUCCAGGCCCCGGCUGUCAUUGGAGCCAACACCAUCACACCGGCCCACCUGUACGAGGAGCCCGCCACCAACGGCAUCGAGGAGUUCAACCCGGAGACCCAUGUGCCCGUGGUGAUUGGACGCGACACCAUCACCCCGGCCCACCUCCUGAAGACUAGCCAGGGCACUCAGUACGCCGCCAACGGAGGUUACGUCUACUAAUUUAAGUCUGUCCCCGCCGAAGAGUCUAAUAAAUAUAACUAUC
Drosophila ananassae is the source of this 1540-nucleotide messenger RNA. RefSeq names its product spidroin-2. The transcript is spliced from 2 exons. NCBI's taxonomy places the organism in Eukaryota, Metazoa, Arthropoda, Insecta, Diptera, Drosophilidae. The coding region runs from base 124 to 1497 and encodes 457 amino acids. The record is from RefSeq and is a predicted model, not a curated record.